GACACGCAUUGCCAGCCAUAAAAAGAUUGUAGAUCAGUGAUGAUCUUUACAGGCUAUAUAAUUAUAAGCGUUUGUCAGUAACAUGGAUGGAAUAAAAACCAUAAAAGAUAGAUUUGUCGGCAAAUGGAAACUCGAUAGAAGUGAACGUUUUGAAGAUUUCUUACGAGAAUGUGGUGUAAAUUUCUUUGCUCGGAAGAUGGCUGGUUUGGCUACACCAGUUUCUGAAAUCUCUGUGAAAGAUGAUGAUCAAGUGCAUAUUUCUAUGGCUACUGCUUUUAUGACACAAGAAGACACAUUCAAGCUGGGUGAAGAAUUUGAAAAGGACAUGCGUGGGAACAAGAUGGUGGGUAAGUCAUCCUUUGAAGAUGGAAAGAUUGUAAUACAAUACACCCCCACAGAUCCCGACAUAAAGCCACAGAAAGUAACCAGAGAAAUCGUAAACGGAGAGUUAGUGCAGACAAUGGAGAUUGGUGAUGUGAUCUGUAAACGCUUUUCGAAACGCAUGGAUUCCGAGGUUUAGUAAAAGGAAGAGACUGUAUUUUCCAUUAUAAUAUAUAUACUCACUAUCUUACAAGAAGGAUCAUUGGUUCAUUAUAAUUUUAUUAAGAAUAAAGGAAAUUCUUUAUUAUC
Messenger RNA from Saccostrea cuccullata (small rock oyster), 630 nucleotides. RefSeq names its product sodium/calcium exchanger regulatory protein 1-like. Lineage: Eukaryota; Metazoa; Mollusca; Bivalvia; Ostreida; Ostreidae. Gene Ontology annotation, molecular function: fatty acid binding. Bases 83 to 520 code for a protein of 145 amino acids. Gene Ontology annotation, cellular component: cytosol; nucleus. Gene Ontology annotation, biological process: fatty acid transport. The record is from RefSeq and is a predicted model, not a curated record. The transcript has 4 exons.